GUGUAAAAUGAGUUUUAGAGAACCGUUGAUAGAUAGAAAAGAAGAUGUUUAUUCUAUUCUUCGAACUUAUUACGACCAGUUUUCUUCAGUUGACGGAGAAUUGAACAAUGUACGUCCUGCAGCUUGCUUUUCCCCUCAUGUCUUUGGAGCUGGGAAGAGUUUUCUUGGUGAAAAUUUCUUAGAGUUUCUAAAAAAAUUCGCCGAAGAAGAAGAAGAGCAGAAAGAGACGGAGGUUUCCACUGGCCAUUGCACUGAAAGCAACAAGAGUUCAUCGGGAAAAGUUGACACUAAGAUUUUUUCUUGGAAACUCUUUGCAGAACAAACUUUGUCAGUUGUCUUAGAACUAGACAAAGAUCUGUAUCGUUAUUUUCGAUCAUGUUUUCGGAAAACUUUAACGCAUGGCAUUGUCUUUAAAGCCUUUCUUGAAAAUGGUAGGAUACAGGAUGCCGCUCAAGUUGCUUCAACGGUAGCCAGGGAACUAAACGUGGACGAUGCCAUUGAUUAUCUCCUCAAGCAGUUUCAGAAACAAUAUUUAUUUUUGAUGAUAGACGAACUUAGCGGCCUGAGUAACCUUGCCGAAGACUAUAGUGAACUCGACGAGAAACAAUUUAUCGAGUCUGACUCAAAAUAUGUACCUUUUCGUGAGUUUUUCCGAGUUUUACGUGAUUUUUUGGUUACAGGAAAGGUAAUUGUCUACUUGGCAGGUCGCACAGAUGAAAUCUUAUCCUGCCCAAAUGAUACUCUUUCGAAUGGCGUAAGUCUCCAUAUGUUGCGGUUGAAUCCCUUUAACCGCAAUGAUAUUUACGAAUAUCUUGAGCUGGCAACUUAUGAUGGAAAGUCCUUGAAGGACUGGUUAUUGCCCUCGGUUGUUUUGCGACAUCGAUUCUUAGAAUUGUUGAAAAAGAAGACGGGGGGUAUUCCGUUGAUUGUAAAGAAUGCUUUAUUAGCCCUAGUAGAGGAAGUUGCAAACUUAUCGCUACCUGCUAUCAACGAUGACAAUAUGGAACGUUUAUUAGAUGGUGUCUUUAGCAGUAUAGUACUACUAGAGACGAUAACGUUUAUUAUUCCAGAGAUAUCAGACUCCGCAACCCUUCUUCAAUAUCAAUUUGUCCUUUUGAAUUAUCAGCUCGGAACAGUUUUUCCAAUUAACUUUGCAAUCACUGUUUGUGGAACGAAAACUUAUUUGAUGGACUUGCUUGCAACUUUUGGUUUUUACUCUGAAUUUUGUGAAACUGAAGGGGUUUAUUCGGGCAAUGAAUUCAAGAUUGGUUGUUGUGAGUUUAUAUUGAGAAUUCAUAACAGGCGUGACUUUUUCCGUAAGGCUACUGAACUCUUGCCUUUAUCUCCGUUUAGUUAUAUUUCCGAUACUGCAACAGCAAAAAGAGUCUUCUUUCAAUUUGUAUUUUUGAGGAUCCUUCGCUUUCGCUUAGUAACUUUUCUUCGUUCUAGUUCCUGGGAGAUUGUGCAUUCUGCUAUUCCAGGAAUUUUCCAAGGAUCUUUUAUUGAACAGGACAAUGUUUCUUAUUCUUUGGAAUCAGCAAUAUGUUAUGAUAUACCCAUCUUGAGAGAUGUCUCUGUUUCAUUUUCUGACCAUUAUAGAAAACAUUUACAACGUUGUGGUAUUUUUGUUCCAAAAGAUGGCAAUUUUGGUUGUCCUGAUGCAUAUGUUGUAUUCCAUAAUGGACAAAUACAUUAUGUUGUUGGAUUUUCAUUCAAAUUUUAUAACAAAACUGAAUUUUCGAAAGGAGAUAUUGAGGAGGAAGCCAAAAAAUUUUUCCAAGGAAUCAUGUCCGUUUUGAAUGACGAAUCUUUUUCAUCUGUUCAACUUCGUUUUCAGUUUGUGGUUGUUUGUACUAGUUAUGGUCGAUCUGUAGCUUUCUCUAGUGAAGAACAGAAUAUUGUUGAAGAUGCAAGUUAUUUUGUAACUGAACAUUCUUCGAGAUCAACUUUGAAUGAAAGUAGUCGAUCACGACUGCAAUUGGUCAUUGUUUCUAAAAGGAAUCUUGAAAGAUGUUUAGGAAGAUCACUUGCUGAUUCUCUAGCCCAAAUUCGUGAGGCAAGUGGAGAAGAGAUGAGUGACAAGUUUUCAGAAUGGAGUAAAGCUAUCUUUGAGUCGAUGUCCAAUAAAUCAUCUUUGGAAGCUGAGCAGUCAAAUGUUACUUCAAGAGUGGCUCAACAUAUAGGACGGAGAACAAAUGAGGAGAAUAGUAUGCAAAUGGAAAGUUUUCAAAGUGCUAUGCAAGUAGAACAUGCACGAAGCGAACGAAGUGUUGCAGCAUCGAGUUCUUUGUCUUCCUCAUUUGAUUGGAAUACAUUUUUAAGACAACGUUGUGGUCUUUCUGAAGAAGAAGUUGGCUAUUGUUUUACGAAACUUUCAAGGUUUGGCAGAGUUUCGCUUUCCAGACUCAAUGAAGAUUCGUUACUUCGCAUGGGUAUCAAUGAUCCCACCGUAAUAGCCAAACUGCUUAUUGGCAUUACUGAAGAGUUUUCUAACUUUAGAAUAUGAACGGAUCCAUUACAUGGAGUGGUGAUAAGACUAAAUAAAGUUUGGAGGAAGCUCUUACUAUCUGAUACUAGUUGGAUUGAUAUGAAAUCGACAUU
Molecule: messenger RNA, 2601 nt
Organism: Galdieria sulphuraria
Lineage: Eukaryota; Rhodophyta; Bangiophyceae; Galdieriales; Galdieriaceae
Product: archaeal ATPase
Exons: 1
Coding region: 8-2506 (832 amino acids)
Source: RefSeq, a predicted model, not a curated record